Salvelinus fontinalis (brook trout) is the source of this 4592-nucleotide messenger RNA. Its product is annotated as plexin-A4-like. NCBI's taxonomy places the organism in Eukaryota, Metazoa, Chordata, Actinopteri, Salmoniformes, Salmonidae. The transcript is spliced from 3 exons. Gene Ontology annotation, cellular component: semaphorin receptor complex. Gene Ontology annotation, biological process: regulation of GTPase activity; semaphorin-plexin signaling pathway involved in axon guidance; negative regulation of cell adhesion. Gene Ontology annotation, molecular function: semaphorin receptor activity; protein binding. The record is from RefSeq and is a predicted model, not a curated record. The coding region runs from base 197 to 2125 and encodes 642 amino acids.
CUGAUACUCUGUAUGAUAAAUGUGUAUGGAGAUUCUUUAUGUAGAUGCAGGAAUGUUGUCUUUUUGUGUUUCCCACCUCAUAUUUCUCUUCUCUUCUCCAGGUAUAGAAUGACCUCAAUCCCAAGAGAGGCCUGAUCACGGAUUGGCUGAGAGUACUGGACCAAGCCCCUUCUAGCCCUCCCUGACACCGCGGACCAUGGAGUCCCACCACACCAGGACAUGGACUUCCUGUCUUACCCUAUGCUGCUUCCUGUUGGCCUUGGCCAUCCCUCUCUCGUUGGCUUCCAGGCCCCUCCCCCAUGCCCCCGAUGGCGUCACUAUCAUCACUGCCUCCAUCGACACAGCCGAGGAGGAGGACUAUAGCACGUUCAGCACUGAGAACCCCGAGUGGAAGUUCAACCACGUGGCCGUGGACGAACGCAACGGCAACGUGUACCUGGGAGCGGUCAACCGUAUCUACAAACUCUCCCCCGACCUAAACGUACAGGUGUAUCACGAGACUGGCCCCGACGAGGACAACCGCAAGUGCUACCCUCCACGCAUUGUGCAGCCCUGCAGCGAACCGCUGUCCCUCACCAACAACGUCAACAAGAUGCUGCUGAUGGACUACCGGGAGAACCGGCUAUUAGCCUGUGGUAGUCUCUAUCAGGGCAUCUGUAAACUCCUCCGUCUGGACGACCUGUUCAAGCUGGGAGAGCCCUUCCACAAGAAGGAGCACUAUCUGUCCGGGGUCAACGAGAGCGGUUCGGUGUUCGGCGUCAUCGUGUCGUACGGGGACUCAUCGCCCGACAAGCUGUUUGUGGCCACGGCAGUGGACGGCAAGCCCGAGUAUUUCCCUACCAUCUCCAGCCGCAAGCUGGCGCGCAACUCGGAGGAGGACGGCAUGUUCGCCUACGUCUUCCACGACGAGUUUGUGGCAUCCAUGAUCAAGAUCCCGUCAGACACGUUCACCAUCGUGCCUGACUUCGACAUCUACUACGUCUACGGAUUUGGCUCGGGUAACUUCGUCUACUUCCUCACGCUGCAGCCGGAGAUGGGGAACGGGCCGGCCACCGGCUCCUCCUCCACGGGGCGAGAACAGGUGUACACUUCUAAAAUAGUCCGGCUGUGUAAAGACGACACAGCCUUUAACUCGUAUGUGGAGGUACCCCUGGGCUGUGUGAAGGGCGGCGUGGAGUACCGGCUCCUACAGGCGGCCUACCUCUCCAAGGCGGGUGCCAUAUUGGGCCGCUCGCUAGGUGUGGGGCCCGACGAUGACGUCCUAUUCACCAUCUUCUCUAAAGGCCAGAAGCGGCGGCCACGCGAGGCUUCGCAGGAGUCAGCGCUGUGCGUGUUCGCCCUGCGCGAGAUCAACGAGCGCAUCAAGGAACGACUGCAGUCGUGCUACAAGGGCGAGGGCACGCUGGACCUGGCCUGGCUCAAGGUCAAGGACAUCCGCUGCAGCAGCGCUCUCUUAACCAUCGACGACAACUUCUGUGGCCUGGAUAUGAACGCUCCGCUGGGGGUGUCAGAGAUGGUGCAGGGCAUCCCUCUCUUCUCUGACUCCACCGACAAGAUGACCUCGGUCAUCGCCUAUGUCUACAAGAACCACUCUCUGGCCUUCGUGGGCACCAAGAGCGGGCGCAUCAAGAAGGUAUGUGAUGGAACUGUUCUUUUCAAUAUCCUAUAUUUAUGUCAGCAGCCCCUAUGUGUGUGUGUGUGUGUGCGUGCGUGCGUGCGUGUGUGCUUGUGUGAGAGAGAGAGAUCCAGGACCUGUGUGGGUGUGUACCUCUGGCCAGGGGGUCUGGCUGUUCCCUCCACAGACAGUUUAAUGAGCACAUUGCCUUCUGUACAGUACCAGGAGACUAGCCCCCAUCACACAUACACACAUACACACACACACACACACACACACACACACACACACACACACACACACACACACACACACACACACACACACACACACACACACACACACAGACAAACAGUUGCACAUGCAAGUACAUACUGUGCUGAUUGGACCGCUGCUGUUCUCGGGGCUAAUAAGCGAUGCUGGACCCACAAUGACAAUUAUAUUGAAACAAACACACACUGUUUGUUUACCAUGGAAAACAUUUGUUUGGUGGCGCUCAGUGAAUGCUAAUUUACUAUCAAACAUAUUGCUGACAUGUUGCUGUGUUUCUGCUCUAUAAUUUUACUGGACACCUUACAACCCACAGUGCAAUGAACACUAGUCCUCCAAGGAUAGUUCUUGUUGAUAUUAAUUAUUGCCCUGACAAAUGCUUGGCCUGAAAUAAAUACCGUUCUAGGAAUGCAAGUUCUUAAUGAUUGUAUUGAAUCCUCCACAGGGAUAAGGGUUGUGAAAUCCUGGUUCAAAUCCAGUUCUUCUGUCUGGAAAACAAGACAGUAAUGUUAGGUUAAUGAACCCUAUUGCAAACGUUUCUUUGUUUGCGUGUGUUUGUGUGUUUGGGGGAGUGUUUGCGAGUGUGUGUGAGUUCAGCGUAUGCUAUUGUCUUGCAUUGUGAUGGUUGAUGUGUUAUUGGUGUGUACUAUUGUGUGUGUGUGAGUCCUGUGUAGUCCACUUCCUGUGUGUGAGUCCUGUGUAGCCUACUUUCUGUGUGUGAGUCCUGUGUAGCUCACUUCCCGUGUGUGAGUCCUGUGCAGGUCACUGACCUGACCGCAGAGCUACGUUGCAGCAACGUUGGGGCGGCUGUGAAUGAUCUACCCCACGAAGGCCAUGAUGUUAAUAUGCCUGACCCAGUGUUGUCAGGAAACAGAGAAAUCAAUACAAACACAUUCAUAAGCUGCACACACUGUCCUCCCCCAUUACAGGCUUGCCAUUAGUGGAAGCUCCGGCUGGUCUGAUCUUAUAUGAGGCAAUAAAAAGCCAUUGGGAUAUCAGCUGAUCCAUAAUGAUGUAUUUUAAUGGAUUAAUUAAUACACUCUAACUACAGUGCAUACUGUUUAACGAUCAGUCUCUGCAUAUGUAUUAAAGAGGCCCAUGAAAGGAAAUCGCUGGUAACCCAGGCUAGCCUACUGAUCUAAGAUCAGUGUGUGUGUGUGUUAACCCCAGUGCUACUAGAGAGGAGGGCCAGUGUUGGUGAAGCAGGAAUAAUUGAUGCAGUAGGUUGGCGUUUUAACACUCAGGACGGCCUUAACAAACUGUGCAGUACUGCAAGGGAGGAGGUAGCCUAUGAAACAGGAAGUAGCCUAUGAAACAGGAAGUAGCCUAUGAAACAGGACGUAGCCUAUGAAACAGGGCGUAGUCUAUGAAACAGGAUGUAACCUAUGAAACAGGAAGUAGCCUAUGAAACAGGAAGUAGGCUAUGAAACAGGAUGUAGCCUAUGAAACAGGAUGUAGCCUAUGAAACAGGAAGUAGCCUAUGAACCAGGAUAUAUCUUAUGAAACAGGAAGUAGCCUAUGAGAGCAGAAGCAUUUAGAAAGAGAAAUGAAGACGUGUCUGGUCUUUAAUGACUGUCUUAGGCACUGUUUAAAACCUUCCUGUAUCAGCUUGCUCUACCGGAUGAGACUCCAAACAUUAAUGGACUGUGUCUUACAUUUACGUACAGUACAGCAGUAGCUGUGUGUGUGUGUGUCAGCCAGCAGUCAGCAGCAGCUGCGUCUCAUUGCGUUGUCUCUUUCAACCUGUGCAGGGUCUGGAUGUACUCCUCUGCUCUCCCUCUUUCCUUCCUUCCCUUUCUCUCUGUUUCCUCUCCUCUCUCCCUGCUGGUGGACAUCUGUGACCUAUCACGCAUGCCCGCGCACACACACACACACACACACGCACACACGCACGUACGCACGCACGCACGCACGCACGCACACACACACAAAAACACAAAAACACAAAAAACUCACAAACUGUGCAUGUCAGUUCUCUGAAGGCACGGCCCCAACAAUGCAUGGUGUGCCAGGUGUGUGUUUGUGUGUGUGUGUGUGUGUGUGUGUGUUUGUGUGUGUGCGGGUCAGACUAGUUAUGGCCAUAAGGAUCUAGGAUUCUCCACGGGAAUGUCAGAGUCCUCGUUGCUUAGCACCAUGGUAACCUGGACACCUGAUCCUGUGUCCCGCCUCCUCGUUUAUCAGUUUGGGUUAAAACACGCUUGAUGCUAGCCAGCCUAAUAACAUUUCACAUUAGCCGCGAUUUCCUGACACAAACAAACGAAGAGUCACACAAACACAAAAAUGCACGCAUGCACGUACGCACACACACACACACACACACAUACUGUGUGUGUGUGUCAGCCAGCAGUCAGCAGCAGCUGCGUCUCAUUGCGUUGUCUCUUUCAACCUGUGCAGGGUCUGGAUGUGUUCCCUAUGUUCCCUUCACGCCUGAAGGCCUGUGUCACUUAGUUUGACCGGUGGAGUUUAGGCAUCAGAUGUCUCCAGCUGUGACCACUGGAAACAUAUGCUGUGCCUCCGUGUGUGUGUUCCCAUCUAAAUAAGCCCCUGUGUUUACCUCAGCCUUUGUCUACAUAUUUAUGUGAGCCUCUCUCCUCCUUUCCUCCUCUCAUCUUUUAAUAUUUUCCCAGCAUCUCCCUCCCUCUAUUUUCUCUAUCCUUGAUUAUACAAAUGACCCAAAACACUGCGGAGGAGGAGGAGGAUGGAGGAG